AUGGUGCAGCACAUGUGGGCCGAGUCGGUCGGGCCUACGGGCGGCGCCGAGCCGCUGUUUCCGGGCUCCCGGCGAAGCCGUAGCGUUUGGGACGCCGUGCGCCUGGAGCUGGGCGUCCCCGACAGCUGUCCGGUGGUGCUUCAUAGCUUCACGCAGCUCGACCCGGAUCUGCCGCGCCUGGAGAGCUCCACGCAGGAGAUUGGUGAGGAGCUGGUCAACGGGGUCAUCUAUACCAUCUCCCUACGCAAGGGACCAGUACACCAUGCUGCCAACAAAGGCCAGCGCUGGCUUGGGUAUGAAAAUGAGUCGGCCCUGAACCUGUAUGAGACCUGUAAAGUGCGGGCAGUCAAGGCAGGCACACUGGAGAAGCUGGUGGAGCACCUGGUGCCUGCCUUCCAGGGCAGUGACCUCUCCUAUGUCACCAUCUUCCUGUGCACCUACCGAGCCUUCGCCACCACCCAACAGGUCCUGGACCUGCUGUUCAAAAGAUACGGAUGCAUCCUUCCAUAUUCUGAUGAGGACGGUGGACCUGAGGAUCAGCUUAAAAAUGCCAUCUCCUCCAUCCUGGGCACCUGGCUGGACCAGUAUUCGGAGGAUUUCUGUCAGCCUCCGGAUUUUCCAUGCCUCAAGCAACUGGUGGCCUAUGUGCAGCUCAACAUGCCUGGCUCAGACCUGGAACGCCGUGCUGACCUCCUCCUGGCUCAGCUGGAGCACUCAGAGCCCACUGAAGCUGAGCAAGAGGAUCCAACACAAGCUCUACUGCCAACUCCAGAACUACUGCCAGCUCCAGCUCCAGCUCCAGCUCCAGAAAUAGAGUCAGGUCCAGCUUUAGAGCCAGAGCCAGAGCCAAUUCUAGAGCUAGCGCCAGCUUCUGCUCUCACUCCAGCCUCAGCUUCAGCUUCAGCACCAGAAUCUUCCGGUACCUCCCCUGUGACGACAGAGAAUGGGCUGAGCCAGGAGAAGCCUAAUGUCCUGGCGUUCCCCCCAGAACUGGUGGCAGAGCAGUUUACACUGAUGGAUGCGGAACUGUUCAAGAAGGUGGUGCCCUAUCACUGCCUGGGCUCCAUCUGGUCCCAGAGGGACAAAAAGGGCAAGGAGCACCUGGCACCCACCAUCCGUGCCACCGUCACCCAAUUCAACAGCGUGGCCAACUGCGUCAUCACCACCUGCCUGGGGGACCGGAACAUGAAGGCCCCAGACAGGGCCAGGGUGGUGGAGCACUGGAUUGAGGUGGCCAGGGAGUGUCGGAUCCUCAAGAACUUCUCAUCUCUCCACGCCGUCCUCUCCGCUCUGCAGAGCAAUUCGAUUCACCGUCUGAAGAAGACUUGGGAAGAAGUUUCCAGGGAAAGCGUCCGAAUCUUUCAAAAGCUGUCUGAGAUUUUCUCAGAUGAGAACAACUACUCCCUGAGCCGAGAACUGCUCAUCAAGGAAGGGACCUCUAAGUUCGCCACCUUGGAGAUGAACCCCAGGAGAGCCCAGAAGCGGCAGAGGGAGUUGGGUGUCAUCCAGGGCACUGUUCCCUACCUGGGCACGUUCCUCACUGACCUGGUGAUGCUGGACACAGCCAUGAAGGAUUAUCUGUAUGGGAGAAUGAUCAACUUUGAGAAGAGAAGGAAGGAAUUUGAGGUAAUCGCUCAGAUCAAGCUGCUCCAAUCGGCCUGCAACAAUUACAGCAUCGCCCCUGAAGAGCACUUUGUGGCCUGGUUCCGAGCCAUGGAGCGACUCAGUGAGACUGAGAGCUACAACCUGUCUUGUGAACUGGAAGCCCCCUCUGAGUCCGCCAGCAACACUCUUAAGGCCAAGAAGAGCACAGCCAUCGUCAAGCGCUGGAGCGAUCGCCAGGCCCCCAGCACGGAACUCACUACCAGCGGCAGCUGCCAUUCCAAGUCCUGUGACCAGCUCAAGUGCGGCCCCUACCUCAGCAGUGGGGACACAGCCGACGUGCUCAGUGUGCACUCUGCCGGCUCUUCCAGCUCUGAUGUGGAAGAAAUCAACAUGAGCUUUGUCCCGGAGUCCCCCGACUGCCAGGAAAAGAAGUUCUGGGAGUCAGCCUCCCAGUCGUCCCCGGAGACCUCUGGCAUCAGCUCAGCUUCCAGUAGUACCUCGUCCUCUUCGGCCUCCACCACACCUGUGGCCUCCACACGCACCCACAAGCGCUCUGUCUCAGGGGUCUGCAGCUACAGCUCCUCACUGCCACUCUACAACCAGCAGGUGGGCGACUGCUGUAUCAUCCGUGUCAGCCUAGAUGUCGACAACGGCAACAUGUACAAGAGCAUCCUGGUAACCAGCCAAGACAAGGCGCCUACGGUGAUCCGCAAGGCCAUGGACAAACACAACCUGGAUGAGGACGAGCCAGAUGACUAUGAGCUGGUGCAGAUCAUCUCAGAGGAUCGAAAACUGAAGAUCCCAGACAAUGCCAAUGUUUUCUACGCCAUGAACUCUACCGCCAACUAUGACUUUGUCCUGAAGAAGCGAACUUUCACCAAGGGAACAAAGGUCAAGCACGGGGCUAGCUCGACCCUUCCACGCAUGAAGCAGAAGGGACUCAAGAUCGCUAAGGGCAUCUUCUAA
Molecule: messenger RNA, 2571 nt
Organism: Chrysochloris asiatica (Cape golden mole)
Lineage: Eukaryota; Metazoa; Chordata; Mammalia; Afrosoricida; Chrysochloridae
Gene: RALGDS
Product: ral guanine nucleotide dissociation stimulator
Exons: 18
Coding region: 1-2571 (856 amino acids)
Biological process (GO): Ras protein signal transduction; positive regulation of GTPase activity
Cellular component (GO): plasma membrane
Molecular function (GO): guanyl-nucleotide exchange factor activity
Source: RefSeq, a predicted model, not a curated record